Messenger RNA from Phoenix dactylifera (date palm), 1181 nucleotides. RefSeq lists its product as uncharacterized. The record is from RefSeq and is a predicted model, not a curated record. NCBI's taxonomy places the organism in Eukaryota, Viridiplantae, Streptophyta, Magnoliopsida, Arecales, Arecaceae.
UUUUCUCAAUCCGACUCUCUUUGGGCUUCGGCGUUUCGGAAGCGCGUUAGGGAUUUAAAGAGGAAGGAGGGAGAGAGAGAGAGAGGAGUUGUUCUCCUUUCCCCAAUUCCUCCUCCUCCUCCCUCUCUCCUCCUUUGUUAGGGUUUCGUCGUCGAUCGUUCUUCUCCAUCGAACGCAUGGCGAGGAAGCGGAAAUCGGACGCGACGCGCCUCGACGAGGUGGAUCGGACGCUCUACUCCACCUUCUGCAGCGCGGCCAACUCGCUCUCCCAGCUGUACACCCAGGCCAUGAACCAGCAGAAAAUCUCCUUCCAGGCCGGCGAGCGCCAUGCGCUGGAGAAGGUCUACCAAUGGAUCUUGAGACAGCAUGAGGAAGGGUCAAGGGUGAACAUAGAUGAUAUACUUACAUAUAUCCAGAAUGAGAUGGAUUAUGGAGGAGAGGAUGCAAUAGUUUCUCCAAGAUUGCAAUUUCAACACCAACAUCCACAUCUCCAAACUGCAAUGCAUUUUACGAACUUGAACUCGCAACCGCCAUCUGGUUUUUUUGCGCAGGGAGCAAUUGGACUUGCUCCACGGCCUAGUCACUCUGAUCAGGCAAAAAAUUCAGUUUUCUCGAAUGCUCUUUCCAGCCCCGUUCGUAGGAGUCUUCAACCCUACCAUCUGGCUCAGGGAAGUGGAUAUUAUGCAAGUGGUUGUCUUCCCACCGGAAAUGGAGCUAGGAACCAUGAAGCGAACACUCAGAGUCAAAGCCGGGAGCCCAAUUGUCCCAGCUCUAACGACUCAUCCAUGGAUAUGCAUUCUGACAGCCCGACUCAUGAAUCUUACUGAUGACGGGCUGUUCCUAGGGCUGCCCCCAUACAACAUGAUAUCGCCGUAUCCAGUUCAAUAGCCUCGCUAAUCCAGCAUUGUGUUCUCUGAUCUGCAACUCCGUGUUGGGUAGAUGUGAGAGAGGGUAAGAAGAGGCGGAAUAUAUGUUUCUCAGGUUGGGCCCUGGAGGUUUAAGUUGUUGUAGUCGUAUGUUAAUCCCAAGGGUGUUUCUCUUGGUCGUUUCUUUUGUUGAACCGCUUUAGGUUUCAUAUGCUUGUCUAGUGGUCGAUAUAAGUUGUCUGUGCACUUUUGGAACUCUGCUCUUAAUUACAUUUAUAUAAAUAAAAUAUAUGUUGGAACUCUCUUAUUAUAUCA